AGUCGUUUUCUAUUAUUCAAGUCUCUAGUGUGAUAUACAAUUUCAUACGCGAAAUAAUUUUUGGGCAAUUAUUCAAAUUUUGAAAUUGAAAUCUUUUUUUUAAUUGAAAAAUUUCCAAGUGGCAUAACUAUCGGUAGUGAUAGUAUUUCAACGAAAAUCAUGCAGCAUUUAAUAAAAGUGUUUGGUUUUAUAACUUUGUUUAUGCUGAUUGCGUUGACUUACAACGGUCGACAGUCUUCAGUUAACGCGAACUCCUUGCAUUCGAAAAUGGCUGAAUUUUCUCAUAGAAUGAGGAGUGACGUUCCUGAACUUCAUGCAGACGAAGAACCCCAUCCGCCAGAAGUUACCAGGAAACGUCGUGAAGCUGCUGCAGAUCCUCAGCCACAGCAGCCGGAAAGCGAAUCCAAGAUGGCCUCUCCACAAAACGCGCAAAGUGAUGAUUCCGCUCAAGGACCUAAGGCUAAUCAACAACAAACCAGGACUCGUCGCCAGGCACCACCCGAACAACCACCUAGUCGCAAAUUUAAUGCUGAUAUGAGCGAGGACAAAGGAUCCGGCAUGAUGCGUACUAAACGUCAGAUGCCAGCUCCUCCGUCCCCACCCGAGGGUAUGCCAAUGCCACCGAUGUAAAUUUAAUUUAUCGGAACCAGUAUAAACAAAGUCCUAUAGGUUCAUACAAAAAAAGGGUUUAAAAGUUUAAACAGAGGGUCAUACAGAAUGUUUCAUUAAAACUGUAAAAAAAUAAAUAAUUCCAG
Molecule: messenger RNA, 755 nt
Organism: Glossina fuscipes
Lineage: Eukaryota; Metazoa; Arthropoda; Insecta; Diptera; Glossinidae
Exons: 9
Coding region: 160-630 (156 amino acids)
Source: RefSeq, a predicted model, not a curated record